Molecule: messenger RNA, 2225 nt
Organism: Juglans regia (Persian walnut)
Lineage: Eukaryota; Viridiplantae; Streptophyta; Magnoliopsida; Fagales; Juglandaceae
Exons: 17
Coding region: 243-1733 (496 amino acids)
Biological process (GO): rRNA processing
Cellular component (GO): nucleus
Molecular function (GO): protein binding
Source: RefSeq, a predicted model, not a curated record
AAGCUUUAGAAUUUGGAAGCACUUAAAUAAGCGUGUCCGGACUCCGAAUACGGAAUACGUAAGCCUCAUUCUCAAUUAGAAUAAACCCGCUACCAAACAAAUCACAGUGUUCCCCUAAAACCCCAUUGAAAAACCGAGAGACAGGAAGCGUAAGGACACUGCCUCGGCAGCCAUUAGCGCUACCUUCUCACGUUCUCAUCGCGUAUUGAUAUACCAACUUUCAUAUAUCGGAUUUAACAACAAUGAUAUCUUCCAUAGCUUGGUUACCCAAAGGGGCGGCAAAGCCUGUGCCCUCGGUGGCCGACCCUCCUUCCAAAGAAGAAAUCGAAGAGAUGAUCAAGUCCGGCGCUUUUGAUCGAAGUGGAGAUGGUGACAGUACUGAGGAAGACGAUGAAGAUAUGGAUACUGAUGCUACCAUGCAGGCUGACAAAGCUGCUCAUGCAUUAGAGGUAGCCGAUGCACUUGGCAGAACUUCCAAUAACAUGAAGUCAGAGAGAAGCUUUGAUGAUGUUACCAAUGGUUUGAAGGAACUGGACAUGGAACAUUAUGAUGAAGAGGAUGAUGGCAUCGAGUUAUUUAGCACGGGGCUGGGGGACCUUUACUACCCGAACAAUGACAUGGAUCCAUAUCUAAAAGAUAAGGAUGACGAUGAUUCUGAAGAGGUUGAGGACAUUGCUAUUAAUCCGACAGAUGCUGUGAUAGUAUGUGCACGUAGUAACCAGGAUGAUGUCAGUCAACUCGAGGUAUGGAUAUACGAGGUAUCUGAUGACGGUGAUCCAAACAUGUACGUUCACCAUGAUAUCAUCCUUUCAGCAGAUCCACUUUGUACUGCAUGGCUUGAUUGUCCACUUAAAGGGGGAGAAAAAGGGAAUUUCAUAGCUGUUGGCUCAAUGGAACCUUCUAUCGAAAUAUGGGACCUUGACAUUAUUGAUGAAGUACAACCAUGUGUAGUACUAGGUGGAAUUGCUGAGAAGAAGGAGAAAGGAAAAAAGACAUCAAUCAAGUACAAAAAAGAGAGUCACAAAGGUCCCAUUCUUGGUCUUGCUUGGAACAAGGAGUACAGGAAUAUUAUUGCCAGUGCAAGUGCUGACAAACGAGUUAAGAUAUGGGAUGUAGCUGCUGGAAAAUGUAAUAUUACCAUGGAGCAUCAUACAGACAAGGUUCAAGCUGUUGCAUGGAAUCAUCAUGCACCACAAGUUAUUCUUAGUGGGUCUUUUGAUCAUUCAGUAGUCAUGAAGGAUGGGAGAAUACCAGCACAUUCCGGUUAUAAAUGGUCAGUCACAACUGAUGUAGAAAGCUUGGCAUGGGAUCCACACACGGAGCACUCGUUUGUGGUGAGUCUUGAAGAUGGUACUGUCAAAGGUUUUGAUAUCAGGGCUGCCAAGUCUGAUGCAGCUUCGGAAUCAAAACCAAGCUUUACUCUCCAUGCACACGAUAAAGCUGUUUGCACAGUCUCUUAUAAUCCUUCCGCACCUAAUCUUCUUGCAACUGGAUCGGAGGAUAAAAUGGUAAAGCUUUGGGAUUUGUCAAACAAUCAACCAUCAUGUAUCGCGUCCACGAAUCCUAAAGCAGGUGCUGUCUUUUCCAUUUUCUUCUCAGAGGACAGCCCCUUUUUGCUGGCAAUAGGAGGCUCUAAGGGGAAAUUGGAAGUCUGGGACACAUUAUCAGAUGCUGGGGUUGCUCGAAGAUUUGGGAACCACUGCAAGCAGAAGAUACCUCAAUCCAGUUCUUGAUGUUGCUACGUUUGAAGGAAUAGUACUUCAGCAGCUCUUGAUGAACAUGAAGCCUGAAGAUACCCUUGAAGGUCUUGUAGAGUUUCUUAUUAUAAAGGCAUGAUUAAUCUAAGUCAAAAGUAAUAUCACAAAGUAACAUAACAAGGAAUGGUUUUAAUGAGUUUACUUGUUGAUAUAAAGAUGAAAGAAAAAGGAGGGGACACAAAGUACAUUUGCGGUGAUAGGAGAGAUCAAGCAAGAAAUGGAGCUGACCCUAGGAUCAGAAAAACAAAUGGAAUUACAUGACAUGUUAGUGAACUUUGAUCUUGAGGAACUGGGACAUUAACUACUGAAUCAGAGGAUGUGAUUCAGUUGAAGAUUGAGGCUUGAGUAAUGAAAGCAACUCCUGACUCAGAUGCGAUGUUUUUGUUAAGCUACUGAUUAUUUCACUCAAGGAAAUAGUAAUACAAAUCUGUAAUGAUAAACUUCUACUUGUAUUCAUAAGAUUCAAAA